AACCCUGCAUAACCCCUCAAACCACACCCCACAAACCACCCUUUUCAAAUGCUCCGUAACAUGCUCUCUUCUCGCCUGGUUCGCCGCCUCUCCACCAUUAGCGCCAUUACACCCACCAUCUCCUCCUCGCCCUCUGCACCUUCCGCCGCUCCUCACCUUCUAGCUCAGCUUAAGGAAGAGAGAGACCCUGAAAAGCUCUUUCUCCUCUUUCAACGCCAUUCCUCUUCUCGCCUUCUUAUCGAGAACAGCUUCGCCUACAAAGACAUGGUUUCUAGACUAGCAGGGGCUGGGCGCCAUGACCUCGUUGCUCAAAUCCUCGAACCCCAACUCCGAGGCCCUCUUGGUCGACGCCAUGGCUUUGUUCUUAGAGUAACCUCUCUCUACGCUCACGCCUCGAUGGUUUCUCAUGCUAUAAACGCUUUCUAUAUCUACCCCACCACAAAAACCUUCAAUGCUGCUCUCUCUGCGAUUAUUCAAUCGAAAGACCUCGCCCACCUUGCUCAAUUCUUCUCUGAAACUCCUCGAGCUCAUGGGUUUUCACCCGAUUCGUUCUCUUUCAAUCUGGUUAUUAAGGCCUUUUCUGACAUGGGUUUUCUUGAUACCGCUUAUCUCUACAUGGUUGAGAUGGAAAAUGCAGGGAUCAAACCAGAUAUAUUCACCUAUACGACUUUGAUGGAUGCAUUUUACAAGAAUAAUCAACCCAUUAUUGCAAAUGGACUGUGGAAUUUGAUGGGAUUGAAGGGUGUUAGACCCAAUUUAGCAACGUUUAAUUCGAGGAUACAGUACUUGAUCAAUAAGAGGAAGAAUUGGCAAGCCUGGAACUUAACGGAGAAGUUGGUAUCUUUAGGUAUAGAACCAGAUGAGACCACGUAUAAUUUGCUCAUAAAGGGUUUCUCUAGAGUGGGUCAUCUCCUAAUGGCAAAAAGGAUCUUCUUUUCAUUGGGCCAGAAGUUGUGUAGCCCAAACAGUAAGAUUUACCAGACAAUGAUUCAUUAUCUCUGCAAAAAUGGUGAGUUUGAUCUUGCUUUUAAGCUCUGUAAAGAGAGUAUGAGUAAGAAUUGGUUUCCUAAUUUUGACACCAUUACAAAACUUGUGGAGGGCCUAGUUGAAAGUUCAAAUCACGAAAAGGGGAGGGAGAUACUUGAACUGGUCAAGAGAAGAGUUCCUCCAAUGAAGAAUUUGGAGGUAUUGAAAGCUUUGUUGGGUUGAGAUCCUUCAUCGUAGUCUUUGUAUUUGUUUCUCUCUUUGACAUUUGUCUUGGCGAAUGUGAUCCAUGGAGUUCUGAUCUUCGAGGAUCACUGUUGAUUUUCGUAAUUGACCUCUGUGGGUGAAGAAGAGAGGAAGGACUUUGGGGUUAUGGAGUUUCAUUCUGAGUGCGAGAUGGUGUUGAUUAUUAUGGCAUAUUAAAAUGACCAAGAGCGGGAAGCAAGCAAGGAGGAGGCCGUGAAUGGAUCAACAAGUUUCUCUAAUUGAAUUCCAUGUUAGACAUCUGGAUGUGGAAUUUGGUCAUGGAUUUUUUCUGCAUGCUACUUGUUGUUUACUCGUCAUAUCUGUCACCAUAUUAUGCCUGAAUUGGAUCAAGCAAGAAGGAUAAGUUGCAAGGCUGCCCAAUGUUAGAGAGAAGGGUUUCCAUAUUGAUUACUUCCUCUGUCAUCUCUUCUGCGCUUUAAUACAAGGAAAUGCAUUGCCAUUCUCAUCAUUUCUCCUCACUAUUACAAUUACACAUGUCAAGACUAUUCAAGAUUGAAACACAGCCAUUGAUUGCAUUUCUCGUGUAUGAUUUCCCUGAAGUUCUCUUAAAACAUGGUGAAACAGCACAACUGGAAGUAUUGAUGGAUAAAAGUACAUCUCUUCUUGUUGAAAUUCAAAUGACACAUAAGAGCAGGGCCUCAGAUCAAGUGGUCCCCACUUGCUUCUCCCCCUACUUGUCAUAGCUGAGUCCCUCAGAGUGAUUUGUGAUAGAGGACAAAAUUACGCUCGAUUUAGCAGCUCCACAUGAUGCAAGAAUGGGUGGGAUUUCAUAACUUCACGAGUGAUAUGAUGUAGUGGAGUUUAAAGGACCAGUCUUGCCUAUGAAUCUAUGUUGAGAAGUUUUGAGAAUGUUUUGGGGCAAACGUUACUUCUGCAUGGACCAACACUGCUGUAUUAGUAUGGACGGGAGAGAGAUAAAAAAGUGAAUUAAAAUUGCACGUGGGACUGCAGGGAAUAUUCAUUAUUUCUACUUGGCCCCUAUCUUUAUUCAUGGGAAUAACCGGUAAUGAAUUGUGAGUUUUGAUGAUUGAAUGGACAAAAAAGUUAUCGACAAGUUGAAUAGACACACUCAUUAAGAACACUUCAGUCAGCCAUCCGAUUCGAGUUUAUAUUUAUGUUUGGGAUUUCAAGAAUGGUUAACAAGAUUAUAGACAUGCUCCAGGGAAAUUUUUGGUGGAAACUGUUGAUCAUGGAAAGGUUGGAUUUGGUCUAGUGUGUGGUUGCUCCUUGACCUAGAGAAAGUAAGAUUAGAUAUUCUGGAUGUCAAUUUGGUUAAAGAAGCACUUCUGGCCAAAUUGCUUUGGUAAUGAAGCAUGUACAACGCUGGCCUAUGGCACAAAGUCUCACCAGGAUAUUAGAAUAUAUGGGUUGGAAAUUGGAAAGGAUAUCAGGUCCAUGUGGAUCGAUUAGCAUGGUUGUAGAAAACUUUUGAUGGGGCCAUUAGAGUGAAUAUAGAGAUGGCCAUUGAAUUGUUGACUAUGGUGGGGUCAUUAUAUAGGAUUUCUGUACGAGGAUCAUAAUAAUGUUGUCAUCUAAGAGUUAGAAAGGUGUGAAAUUCUCAUGGUAAAAUCGACAUAUAGGAAGUUUUGUAGGGAUGGAUGGUUGGUAAGGCAAUCUUUAUGGUGGAAGGGAUACUCUAAUGUCCUUUUAAUGGUUAUACUAACAUGAUAAAAUCCUUAUUGUUUUUAUUGUUGAUCAUCUUGAUUAUAGAAGUUUCUUAUUGUGGCUUGUUUCCUAUGCAUGAGUGAGGAAGAAAUAAUCUAGCACUUUUUCAACCAAUUAGCUACAAUAGAUUUGUAUCUGCAACUGUGAUUUGUUUGGUUAAUGGGGCCGUGGAUGAUUCCUUUCUCAGUAAUUUAUGCUUGUGAACGGGGAUCAGAUGGAUUGCUAUGGGUUAAUCCCUUUGGAAGUCGUGGGUUUUUUUCUUUUCGAUUUGGUCAGAACUGAAAAAACAGCUGGGGAAUAUGGAACGAGAAGCAACAUGAAUCUUUUCCAAAGACAAAAUAACCCAAAAGAUAUUGCUUGGGUUGAUUAAAAAACGAUGCAAGACUUUUUGCUUCGCAAUGACUGGUUAUGUUCGGGGUGAAGAUGGUGACAAUUGUGGCUUGGUAUUUACUGAUGACUAGAUUGCAGUUUAAGUGGAAACGUCCACUGCCUUUUCGAGGAUUCUGAAGAUAAAUGUCAAUUAAACCGUCCUUUUGGACAUAAAUCUGUAGUGGUGAUGGUUAUUGUGAUGCUACAAGGAUUCGCUUGAAAAGGUUCUGCAGCUGAAGUGCGAUCAGUUCUCUCUUUUAACUUUUAGUAAGGAAAGGAAAGGAAAGGAAGGGUAGCUGUUUUGUUCAACUUAUAUGCUGUGGUUUCUUGAGGUACUAUCAAUAGGAUCAUAAAUGGUUGCAGUCAUCUUGUUCCAUGUUAUGCAAGCUGGAAGAUUACUAGAUGACUUGGUUAUAUCAAACGAGGGCAUCACGGUCGUUCUAACCAGGUCCCUCUUCUCACUAGGUUCAAUGCCCAAGGUCCACUGCUACAAAAUGAAUGUGCAAAGCUUUCUGUUCUUUGCAAUAAGUAAAUACCUUAAGCCUUGUUUCUUUAUCUCAGGGCCUUAAUAAAUUCCCUUGAAGAGUCACUGUUGCACCAGGAGUUCACUGUUUUGUGGCACCAAAAGGCGAAAUAGCCAAAAAUAUCCCUUGAAGAGUCAAAAUUUUAAAAUUUCUGUUGACAAUAAAUGACAAAAAGAUUCCUUCAAUUUUCGAAAUACUGAUUUGUCCGAAAGUUCUAGAAUUCCAACUAAGCUUUGCAAUUUCAUUUGCCAGAAACAGUGGCCUACAAUUGGCUUCUGAAUUCUGAAUAUUGUUUGCUAGCAAUUUCUAACUUAUUUGUUACCUGGUUUCCACAACAUGAGCCAAUUCAAAUUGUUUCUUGACCUUUAUAUUUUAUUUGUCUUUUACUUUCCGCACUGGUUUUGGGUUAUUCCCCCUAUGUCUCAGCUCUGUUUUUCUUGAUUGGGCUACUACUCAUGGAUAUAGGGGAAACGAUCACACAGUUCAGCUUUCUCACACUGCAUUGACUAUUUGUUGGGGUCGAUUUUCAAGAUCAAAAUUUGUCUAUUGUGUUGGCCUUAAUUCCUAUUUCGUAUAAUUAUGUCCUUCUCAAUGAUCUCAAUGAUACUAGUGAAGCCAUUUUUUUCCAUAGAUAUCUUUAGACCCAAUUGUUUGACGGAGAGUAACCGAGCAGCUUGCAUAUUUAUAAGAAAAAUAGAUAAGUUCCUGAAAAAUCAAGACAAAUGUCUGAGCAUUGAACUGGGUUGAAGAUUGUAGUUUAUUUUCUAAUCCAUAUUAUGCUCGAUGGGAGUAUUAGAAAAAUACUAAACCAAAAUCUAUUCUGGAAAGUUGUCUAUUAAUCAAUGCCUGUAUGUGGACGUGUAUAAGUGGUGCAAGCAGAUUGGUCUUGUAUCCGUAAGGUGCAUUGUAAUCCCCAAAUUCCUAUCUUUAAUAGAAGAGGAUGAAGGUUCAGUGAUCUCUAAUAGGACAGCAUUCAAAUGAUAAAAAGAGAGGACAUCUUAUUAGUCAUUCCAUUGAUUCUGUGAAACAACAUUAUGGUAUGUUUUGUCCUGUUGAUAUCUCCUUUUGAGAAAGAGAUUACAAGGCUGCUUUUCAUGUUUUGUGGA
Amborella trichopoda is the source of this 4915-nucleotide messenger RNA. Its product is annotated as Tetratricopeptide repeat (TPR)-like superfamily protein. Lineage: Eukaryota; Viridiplantae; Streptophyta; Magnoliopsida; Amborellales; Amborellaceae. Gene Ontology annotation, molecular function: protein binding. The record is from RefSeq and is a predicted model, not a curated record.